Molecule: messenger RNA, 1992 nt
Organism: Drosophila nasuta
Lineage: Eukaryota; Metazoa; Arthropoda; Insecta; Diptera; Drosophilidae
Exons: 2
Coding region: 152-910 (252 amino acids)
Source: RefSeq, a predicted model, not a curated record
UUGUGCCAGUGCUGUGAUCCACUUGUGUUUGUGUCAUCGGUGGACUUUUCUGCAUCAUCGCUGGAGGAUACCCUGCACCAAGCAGAACACACAGAGGAAAGUGGCUGGGAUCAUUAAAGAUCGCCAAUUCCAGGUUUGUUGGUCGAAGAGGAUGUCCGAGCCGAGUCCAUUGCGACAACGCGACGAACUUCGUCGGAGCAAGUCGCCAUCUGGAGGAGCUAAGGAGGCGAGUCGAGGCCGAGGAGAACGCAGUUCGCGACUUCGCAUCAAGAAGCGGGUGCGAAUUUGCGUUCAUACCGCCGAGGGCUCCUCACUUCGGAGGACUAUGGGAGGCAGGUGUGAAGUCUGCAAAGCACCUACUCCUACGGACGGUGGGCAACGCCCUGCUCACGCUCGAGGAGCUGCAGACAGUGGUCGUGGCGGUCGAGGCGGUGCUCAACUCCCGCCCGCUAGGAGCCGUAAGCCAAGACCCCAACGACGGCGAGGCGCUAACCCCGGGCAUCUACUGGUGGGCGGACCACUGGUGGCACCGGCAGCAUCGCGGACCCCGGACCAGGAGGGUCUGAGUUGCUUAAGGCGAUGGCGAGCUGUCUCGUCGCUCAAGCGAGCGUUCUGGCAGCGAUGGUCCGGGAGUAUGUGCUCGGCCUGCAGGCACGGGCCAAGUGGGACCAGUUGCAGCCGAAUCUGCAAGUCGGAGAGCUCGUCGUCGUCGCAGAAGACAACCAGCCGCCGAUGCAGUGGAUGGUGGGUCGAGUCGUGGCGGUGUAUCCAGGAGCGGACGGGGCGGUGCGCGUCGCAGACGUGCGAACCAGCACAGGAGGGCUGUUUAAACGGCCAAUACACAAAUUGGCGCCUCUGCCAAUCGGAUGAAGGCACAGCCGUUCAUCGGGGCCGGUGUUGGCGCAUUUGAUAGUUAUUAGUUAAGAGCAUGAAAUACCAAAUGAAGUUAUUAGAAUUAGGGCGAAGCGAGAGCGCAAUAAAGCUUUCGUUUGUUGCUCUCUGAGCGAAUUCGCCUCGCUUCGCCGCUCUAGUUAAGUUAGGCUUAAUGUCACUUAGCAUAGAUUUAUAAACACAUUUGAAAUUGAGAACUCUACAGCGCGUCAUCAUUUACUCCGUUUUCGUUUUCGUCGUUUGUAACAACAACAAUUAGGUCCAUACUUUGUUCGCGAAUAAAGCGGAAAAUUAAUAAUUGCAAAAACUCUUGUAAUUUUUCACAAUGUUUAUGUUUAGAUUUCCCUUUUUCUGACUUUUUAUACCCGCUACCCAUAGGGUAGAAGAAGGGUUUUAGAACUUUGUGCCGGCAGGAAAUGUAUGUAACAGGUAGAAGGAGGCAUCUCCGACCCUAUAAAGUAUAUAUAUUCUUCAUCAGCGUCAACAGCAGAGGCGAUCUAGCCAUGUCCGUCUGUCCGUCUGUGUGUCUGUCCGUAUGAACACCUAGAUCUCAGAGAUUAUAAGAGAUAGAGCUAUAAUUUUUUUCGACAGCAUUUGUUAUGUUUGCACGCAAAUCAAGUUUGUUUAAAAUUUUUGCCACGCCCCCUUCCGCCACCGAAAAUCAAAAAAAUCGAAUAGCAAGCGUUAUUUUAAAGCUAGAGCUACGAAUUUUGGUGUAUAUAAUAACAACUAUAGUAUUUGUGAUUCCUGAAAAUUGAUUGCGAUCAUAUACAAAUUGUGGAAGGUAUUAAAUAAAUACUUUUGUAUGGGCAAAAACGCCUUCUUACUGGGGGUCUGAGUUGCUUUAUCCGACAAUCUGGUAUAUUGUGCCGUCUAUGGUAUAUCUUGAAUAUGGUACCAUAUUAAUAUACCACAUAUACCACUCGGUAUAUUUUUAGUAUUUUUGUAGUAUUUUCGGUAUAUUUUAAAAAUAAUACCGCAAUAUUUUGCUUUUAUUCAAAAUGGGCAGCUGGUAUCUCACAGACGAGCACACUCGACUGUAACUUUCUUACUUGUUUAAAUAUUAUUUUCGGAUAGUUAUUUUUUAAACUUUACUUUGGU